Messenger RNA from Purpureocillium lilacinum, 951 nucleotides. The record is from RefSeq and is a predicted model, not a curated record. NCBI's taxonomy places the organism in Eukaryota, Fungi, Ascomycota, Sordariomycetes, Hypocreales, Ophiocordycipitaceae.
AUGGGGAGUGCAACACCCCAUGAUGAUGCAGCGAGCGAGGUUUUCGCAAUCUGUCCAGCCGGCGAACUCCCGCUCACCGAUGAGUGCCGCCACUAUGAAGGAAAGCACGAGGUGCCCUGGGACAUACAAAAGUUUGUAAUCAAUGACCUCUACCCUUCGGACCUCUGGCUGACCUUGUUCAGAUACUUUUCCCAGAGAUAUUCCAUCUUUUCGUGGUAUGAUGAAGGCGUGUGCUUGACUGAUGAUGCCUGGUUUGGCGUCACACCAGAACCAGUCGCAAAUGCAAUAGCUGCCGACUUGCAAGACUCAGACCCGUCAAAAACAGUCCUCAUCGAUGCGUUUGCAGGAGCCGGCGGCAAUACCAUCGCCUUUGCUCUUAGUGGUCGCUGGCACCACAUAAUCGCCAUCGAGCGUGACGCCUCGACCCUCGCGUGCGCACAAAACAAUGCGCGCAUUUAUGGUGUUGAUCCCGCCAUGGUGACUUGGGUUCAUGGUGACAGCUUCGACUAUUUGCACACCUUGGUGAACCGACCAGAGACAUUGCACCCGGCGUUAAGACUCGACAUCGCCGCAACGGUUGUGUUCGCCAGCCCCCCGUGGGGAGGCCCGGGCUACCGAUCAGAUGAGAUCUUUGACUUGCGAACCAUGCAGCCAUACAACCUCGAGCAGCUUCACGGUGCAUACCAUCUCAUGGACCACGUCCUGUUUCUGCCCAGGACAAGCGACAUUCGGCAAAUUGCCGGGUUGGCCCCAGAAGGCCGCAAGAUUCCGGUAGUGCAGUACUGCAUGCAGGGUGCUAGCAAAGCAAUGGCGGCCUUCAUCCCUGCGAAGGCAACCCUUCCGUUGAGCGGCCAACAGGCGAGCAGUCGAUCGCAACCAGCAUCAAGAUUGGACCAUUCGGACAACGAUUCAAGUCCCUCCGUUGAAGGCUCUACCAGGCCAAGCCGGUAG